GCCAGCCCCGCCGUGAUGCCCGCGCGCCCCGGACGCCUCCUCCCGCCGCUGCCCCGGCCGCUGGCCCUGGCCGCGCUGCCGCUGCUCCUGCUGCUGGGCGAUGGCGGCGGGGGCGGCCGCGGGGGCGCCUGGGCCCAGGAGCCGGGGGCGGCGGCGGCGGACGGGCCCUCGGCGGCCGACGGCGGGGACGGGCAGGACCCGCACGCCAAGCACCUGUACACGGCCGACAUGUUCACGCACGGGAUUCAGAGCGCCGCGCACUUCGUCAUGUUCUUCGCGCCCUGGUGCGGACACUGCCAGCGACUGCAGCCUACCUGGAACGACCUGGGAGACAAGUACAACAGCAUGGAGGAUGCCAAGGUCUAUGUGGCCAAAGUGGACUGCACAGCCGACUCCGACGUGUGCUCUGCGCAGGGGGUUCGAGGAUACCCCACCUUGAAGUUUUUCAAGCCUGGCCAAGAAGCUGUGAAGUACCAGGGGCCUCGGGACUUCCAGGCGCUGGAAAACUGGAUGCUGCAGACGCUGAACGAGGAGCCUGCGAUAUCAGAGCCUGAAGCAGAGCCCCCCAGAGCCCCUGAGCACAAGCAGGGACUGUAUGAGCUCUCAGCGAGCAACUUUGAGCUGCACGUCGCACAAGGCGACCACUUUAUCAAGUUCUUCGCUCCGUGGUGCGGUCACUGCAAAGCUCUGGCUCCGACCUGGGAGCAGCUCGCUCUGGGCCUUGAACAUUCUGAGGCUGUCAAGAUUGGCAAGGUUGAUUGUACCCAGCACUAUGAACUCUGUUCGGGAAACCAGGUUCGCGGCUAUCCUACUCUUCUGUGGUUCCGAGGUGGGCAGAAGAUUGACCAGUACAAAGGAAAGCGGGAUCUGGAGUCGCUGAGAGAGUACGUGGAUUCACAGCUGCAGAGCACAGAGCCAGAGGCCCCGGACACCGUCGAGCCUUCGGAGGCCCCGGCGCCGGCCACUGAGCCCGUGGCCCAGGGCACCGUGUUGGCACUCACAGAAAAGAACUUCGAGGACACCAUUGCAGAAGGAAUAACCUUCAUCAAGUUUUAUGCUCCAUGGUGUGGUCAUUGUAAGAAUCUGGCUCCGACGUGGGAGGAACUCUCCAGAAAAGAAUUCCCUGGUUUGGCAGAGGUCAAGAUCGCGGAGGUGGACUGCACUGCAGAGCGGAAUGUUUGCAGCAAGUACUCGGUACGAGGCUAUCCCACGUUGUUGCUCUUCCGCGGAGGGCGGAGAGUCAGCGAGCACAGCGGCGGCAGGGACCUCGACUCGCUGCACCGCUUCGUCCUCCGUCAGGCCAGGGACGAGCUGUAGGGCCCACUGGCCCGUCGCCCGGCCUCCCGCGCCCCGGCUGUUGGAGCUGAAUCAUGCUGGUGUUGUGGACUCCCACCUGGUGGUUUUUCAGAGAGCUGAAUGUACUAAACUUGCGGUAUCUUC
Molecule: messenger RNA, 1440 nt
Organism: Mirounga angustirostris (Northern elephant seal)
Lineage: Eukaryota; Metazoa; Chordata; Mammalia; Carnivora; Phocidae
Gene: TXNDC5
Product: thioredoxin domain containing 5
Exons: 10
Coding region: 16-1317 (433 amino acids)
Biological process (GO): protein folding
Cellular component (GO): endoplasmic reticulum
Molecular function (GO): protein disulfide isomerase activity
Source: RefSeq, a predicted model, not a curated record